CCGUUAACUGUGCUCGAGGGGGCCGGCUUAGCUAAGGUAGCUACGUUCCGUUUACAGGCCAUAUCCCAGCCCAGAGCCGGUCGGGGCCGUGCCGCCCACCGAGACGAACCUCACAACCCCUUAGGUAAGCUAAUCUCAACCCACCUCCCGCCCUCGCUCACCGAAUAUGCAGACCUUCUUCACCAAUGCCACCACACCUCUUCCGUCAGAUUGCUGUGUAAUUCUGUACAUCACCCUCCAAACCAAUGGGCUUUUUUCUCAUUGCCAGACACGGCACAGCGCCAGUCACGAGACUCUCCCUCGAAGCGGCUUACAGCUCCUUCAGAUGAUCAGAGGUCUCUCUUGCGGCCGCCAAACCAACAACAAAUCCUUUUUUUUCCCUUCCCCCUCCCAAUCCCACCUGAAGCCGCAACAGUGUCCUAGAAAAAGAGAAACCCCCAAUUCAGACCCCCCUUCCAUCCCUUGGCCGAUGCCCACGGCGUCCACGUCUCAUCGACAUCCCGCACUUUCACCAUGUGGGUUUUUGGGUCUCAGUGACAAGAAAAUCCCGCCCCCAAACUUUGCCCAUCAUGAGAGAGAGACCAAAAGUUCCCAAUCGUUUUGCCAAUGAGCCAAUGUCAAAUUCGCCCCCCAUGGCGGCGCGGAUGGGGGGACUUGAGGACCUAC
Colletotrichum phormii is the source of this 666-nucleotide messenger RNA. RefSeq lists its product as uncharacterized. NCBI's taxonomy places the organism in Eukaryota, Fungi, Ascomycota, Sordariomycetes, Glomerellales, Glomerellaceae. The record is from RefSeq and is a predicted model, not a curated record. The transcript has a single exon. The coding region runs from base 167 to 610 and encodes 147 amino acids.